Molecule: messenger RNA, 2107 nt
Organism: Microcebus murinus (gray mouse lemur)
Lineage: Eukaryota; Metazoa; Chordata; Mammalia; Primates; Cheirogaleidae
Gene: ZNF134
Product: zinc finger protein 134
Biological process (GO): regulation of immune system process; negative regulation of transcription by RNA polymerase II; regulation of cytokine production
Cellular component (GO): nucleoplasm
Molecular function (GO): RNA polymerase II cis-regulatory region sequence-specific DNA binding; DNA-binding transcription repressor activity, RNA polymerase II-specific
Source: RefSeq, a predicted model, not a curated record
CGGACAUCUUGUUGGCGGUUGGGGUGGAACCGUCCGUGCAUAAGUGGGAACGCUGCGGUGGUUCUGAGGUGACGAAAGCGGAGAGGUGCGGGAGGAGACGCUGUCCCCACUGCGAAGAGGCUCAGCGGUGGCGGCGCGUGUGAGGCGGACCGGCCAGCCGCGGGGCCUGUGUCCCGACCCGGUUCUCUCCUCUAACCGCUCGGCGCGGCCCAGAGUGCGAUGGCGGUGGCCGCGGUGCUGGGUCCUGGGCAGAUCCUCUGUGGUCACUGAACUGUAACAGGAGAGAACUCUGGAUGUCUGACUAAGAGGGCAUGACUCUAGCCACAGCAGGAGGGGCUUGGAUAGGCCCUGAUUGUUGGCGUGGGGUGGAGGAUGAAGAGGCACCUUCUCAGCAGAGCAUUUCUGGAGCGUCACAUGUUAAUACUUCUGAGGCAGGUUCAUCCACACAGACGCCUCACUCUUGUGGCAUAUGUGGCCCCAUCUUGAAAGAUAUUUUACACCUGGAUGAACACCAUGGAACACACCAUGGACUGAAACCUCACACGUGUGGGGCAUGUGGGAGACAACUCUGGUUCAGUGCAAAUGUGGGCCAGCAGCAUUACAGUGUAGAGAAACCCUUAAGAAGGGAUGAAGGCAAGGCUUCAUUUGGGAAGAAUGGUACAGUUUGUGAAGAACUUCACCUAUCAGAGAAGCCCUUUAUGUGUGAAAAGGACCAGAAGAAAUUCCUUGAUAGUUUGGGUAGUCAUCAGCAAAUAACUUCUCGUAGCAAGAGGAAGACACCCAGGAACACUGAAAGUGGGGAGGACUUUUACAUUGGACAAAUGCAUUACAAGUGCAGUGAAUGUGGGAAAGCUUUUAGCCGCAAAGACACACUUGUCCAACACCAGAGAAUCCAUAGUGGAGAAAAACCUUAUGAGUGUAGCGAAUGUGGGAAAGCCUUCAGCCGCAAAGCCACACUUGUCCAACACCAGAGAAUCCAUACUGGAGAAAGGCCUUAUGAAUGCAGUGAAUGUGGAAAAACCUUCAGUCGAAAAGACAACCUUACUCAGCACAAAAGAGUCCACACUGGAGAAAUGCCUUACAAAUGCAGUGAGUGUGGGAAAUACUUUAGCCAUCACUCCAACCUAAUUGUACACCAGAGAGUUCACAAUGGAGCAAGGCCUUAUAAGUGCAGUGAUUGUGGGAAAGUCUUCAGACACAAGUCCACACUCGUUCAGCAUGAGAGCAUUCACACUGGAGAAAAUCCUUAUGAUUGCAGUGAUUGUGGGAAAUCCUUUGGCCACAAAUACACCCUUAUUAAACACCAGAGAAUUCACACUGAGACAAAGCCUUUUGAAUGCACUGAAUGUGGGAAAUUCUUUAGUCGAAGUUCUGACUUUAUUGCACACCAGAGGGUUCACACUGGUGAAAGGCCUUUUGUGUGCAGCAAAUGUGGGAAAGACUUCAUCAGAACCUCCCACCUUGUUCGGCACCAAAAAGUUCACACUGGAGAAAGGCCAUAUGAGUGCAGUGAAUGUGGGAAAGCCUACAGCUUAAGCUCCCACCUCAAUCGACACCAGAAAGUUCAUACUGCAGGCAGGCUGUAGGAGUACUUUUAACACAAGACUCAUCAGUCAGAUGUUGAACCUCAGAUAUCUGAACAUUGACAUGAGGGAGAUACCUUUUGAGUGCCAGGUACAUAGGAAGUUUCCAGGGACUGUGUUGCACUUUCUCACCUUCUCAGACUCCUUGCCAUAUUUAUGUCAUUGUCACUGUGGCUGAAACCAUUUUAACUCUACCAGCUUAGUGACCCUAACAUCCUCACAGAAAGCAGGACUUUGUAUUCUCUCCAAUGGAGAGAAUCAUGAGACUCUUGAAUUUACCAGAGAUCUUCAUGCCCAUCUCUCUGCCUAGUAUAGGUGUUGAAAUGACCCAUCUUUAGCCAAGAGGACCUAAGCUGUAUUCUGCUGGUAGCUUACAGAGAAGGUUUACCUUCUUUAUGGACAUUGUUGGUCUCAUGUGAUACUUGUGAUGGAUUUUCCAGCCUCCAUUGUCACCCAGCCUGGGAAAGUACUUCCCUCCUGUUGCUCUGUGAUAAUAAAGGCCUUAUAGUUUAAGCCACCUUUAA